AAGAAGGUAUAUAUAUAUUUAUCCUAGCUGUUUUGACUGGUUGAAACAGUCCUUAUUUUGCAAAGUAAAAUGUCAUAUGAAGUCGAAUUAUCCAGAUUCUUCAAUAUUCCUAUUAAACGCUCACAUGACGUUGACUUUGUUAAACCGUUGGAAACUUUCAUCAAAGUUACAUUUGACAAGACAGAUGAUGAUUUAAAGAAACAUAUUAAAGAGUUCAACACACUGCGUAAAAAUGCGGUUACAAAGCCUUUGGAUAAAUCAGCUACAUCUCUCAACUUGUUGAUGCAGUAUCAUGACCAACUGGUUGCUGCAUCACGGAAAUUUCCGUUCCGUGAAGCAAAUGGGGUGAUCGUUAAUUUCACUUGGAAGGAUUCGUUGCAGAAGGGAAAGUUUCUCAGCAGCACACCCAAGCUAAGCAUAGCAGAUGGUGACUUUGAGCGUCUAUGUAUAUUAUACAACAUAGCAGCACUUAUGUCUCAAGUUGGAAGUGAAGCAAAUCUUCAAACUGAUGAUGGAUUGAAAAGUGCAGCAAAGUAUUUCCAGGAAGCUGCUGGAAUUCUCACCUUCAUCAAAGAACGUGUGAUGUCCGUCGUUGGGAAUAAUUCAAUCACAUCAGAUCUUGCCCCUGAAGUUUUGAAUCUUUAUCGUUGCGUGUUGUUGGGUCAAGCACAAGAAUGCUUCUAUGAUAAAGCUUGCACGGAUGCUUCACUAAACAGAAAGCCAGAGGUGCUUGCCAAAGUUGCAAUGCAAGCUUCCUAUCUUUACUCUGAAGCUUCAAAAGCAUUCACAGAAGCUGAGAGUAGUUACUCCUUGGCUGGUGUGCAAGCUAUGUGUGGUGCUAAGAAGGAACUGUUUGAGUGUUACGCCCAAUACCACCAAGCCACAGCUGCUCAAGAAGGUAAAAGAUUUGGAGAAGCCAUUGCAAGGUACCAGAUAGUUGAACCCAUGGCAAGGAACCUACACAAGAAUGCAUCGGAAUAUCUUGUUAACUUCAAAGGCAAACAGUUCAUUGAGAUGGUAUCUACUAUAAGAGGGACAACCGAGAAAGACAACAACUUCAUCUACAAUGAUGUCGUACCGAAAACAUCAAGUUUGUCCCCAAUAGGGAAAGCCCCGAUUGCGAAAGCAAAAGCGUUUAAUGAGAAAGAAAAUCUGGGUGCAAAGUUUACAGAUAUGUUCAGCUCUCUGGUGCCCCUUGAUGUACAUAACGCACUAGAGGCGUAUGAAGGUCGAAGAAAGGAAUUGGUUGAGAAAGAAGUUGAAAGGAUCAGGGAGCUUAACAACCUCGUGAAUGGAGUGAUGUCAUCUUUCAACCUCCCUGCUGCACUUGAAGAUAUGUCAGGUAGCGAUCUUCCCCCGUCUAUCCUGGAGAAAUCCCGUACUGUCAUCCAGAAAGGGGGGUCCGCGCCGAUUGAUCAACUUUUGCAGGACCUUCCAGAGUCGCUCAACCGAAACCAACAGAUUCUUACUGAGUGCGUUCGUAUUCUCAACGAUGAACAAUCCUCUGAUGCUGAACUUAGGGAGAAGUUUGGAGAUAAAUGGAGAAGAAAGCCAUCAGCUGAACUUACUGUACCAUUGAGACAAGAAAUGAGCAAAUACCAAACGAUCAUCGAAAACGCUCAAAAAGCUGAUGCGAUAAUCCGUGGUAAAUAUGAAGACAACAAAGAAGGGAUUAGUCUUCUUUGUCUUCCUCCUGACCAACUGAAGAAUGCGAUCCCAUCCUCAAGUCCGGUGGCAGCUCUUAAAGGACAUCCAGUUGUCCAGGAGCUGAAGCAAUUAUGUGAACAAGUCAACACAUUGAAGGCUGAGAGAGAAGUGAUGGAAACUGAGCUGAGAAGUGCUUCAUAUGAUAUGACUGAUAAGUUUAUGAGGGUACUCGCUGAAGAAGGCUGUAUAAACGAGGAGAGUAUUUCACCGGGUGAACUAGAUCGUAUUUACCAACCAUUGAUUGAACAAGUUAAUGAUUCAAGUGGGAGGCAGGAGUCGGUGCUCGCUAAUUUACAGAGAGCCAAUGAACAGUUUGCUGUCUUGAAAUCUGGUGGUGGACAAAAUAAACGGGAAGAUGUCUUGAAGAAGAUUUCAGCUGCAUUUGAUCGAUAUGAGGAACUAACUGCUCAUUUAAGGGAAGGAAAUAAGUUCUACAAUGAUCUAACUGAACUUCUACUUAAGCUGCAACCUAAAUGCAGUGAUUUUGUAUUUGCGAGGAAAACUGAGAAGGAAGAAUUACUUAAAGACGUACAGCAAACCAUAGUUGGCACUCCAGCCUCCACUGCACCCAACGUACCUGCAUACCACCAACAACAAGAUGUAUACGCUGAAGUAAAGAAGCCGCCAGCAAGACCCCCACCCCCUACUGCUCCAGCCACCCAAGCACCCCCAACUGCGCCCCAGCAAACACAAGUGCCUAAACCAGCCCCAAGAAAAUCCCCUGCACCCGCACCACCCACCCCUAAUGCGCCAGCCGCACAAGGACCACCAGCUUCUGCCCCAGGUGCACCAGGAGCACCGGGAGCCCAAGGACCACCAGGCCAACCAUAUGCUCACCAACAGCCCCCCUAUGGGUACCCCGGAGGUGCCCCACCCCAGCAAGGGUAUGCCCCUUUCCCCGGCUAUGGAGCCCCACCUGCAGCUGCCCCUUACCCCCAACAACCACCGUAUGGCUACCCACCCCAACCUGGGUAUGCCCCGCAAGGAUAUGGGGCAUACCCCCCACAACCAGGUUACCCCACCCAACCUGGGGGUUACCCCCAACAACCCCAACAGCCCCCCCAAAAUUACGGCAACUACGGACAGCAACCCCCAUAUUAUUACCCACCCCAGUAAAUACCCUUAACAUCCUAUUGAUUACUUUGCCCCUUCACCCUUGCACAGAAAACUACGGGAUUAGUUUAAUUCUCAAAAGUCCAGAUUCAGUCUUAAAUAUCCCUUCAAAUGUUAAUCUGUGCAAUGAAAAAGUGCUAAUUUAUUUUCAAAACUUUCAAAGAAAUUUGGCCUUCUUCAUUUUUUGCAAUAAAUUGUUCCAAUUGACUUGUAAAUACACUGAAAUUACAGAAUGUGGAACUGCAUUCACAUUAAAACUCAUUUUUUUCCUAUUCUGACAAGUUUAUUUUCCACUGAAUUUAAAUAUUAAUUUAGUCCGCCACUUUUCUCAAAUUUCUUGUACAUUGCUCUUAUAGAGUUCAGAUUAAUACUUUUCAAUGUAAAUACUGUAGUUAACGUGCACAAUCUAUAAUUGCUUUCAAUUUUAGUUUCUGUAGCUUUUCCGUACCAUAUAUGGUGUAAAAUAUUCAAUUCAUUAAUUUUUCAAAUUUUCGGACUAAUUUUUUUUUACAGUACAAAGCUGUAAAAAUUAUUUUGAUUUUGCGGUAUAACAAUACAUGUAAUAACUUCUGUGGACACUAUUAUAUAAUGAAUACAAUGCAAUGAUAUUGUGAAA
Messenger RNA from Ciona intestinalis (vase tunicate), 3436 nucleotides. Lineage: Eukaryota; Metazoa; Chordata; Ascidiacea; Phlebobranchia; Cionidae. The record is from RefSeq and is a predicted model, not a curated record.